This is a messenger RNA of Ornithodoros turicata, 1393 nucleotides long. It is a transcript of the gene HSPBAP1, whose product is annotated as HSPB1-associated protein 1-like. NCBI's taxonomy places the organism in Eukaryota, Metazoa, Arthropoda, Arachnida, Ixodida, Argasidae. Bases 176 to 1351 code for a protein of 391 amino acids. The transcript has 7 exons. Gene Ontology annotation, molecular function: 2-oxoglutarate-dependent dioxygenase activity. The record is from RefSeq and is a predicted model, not a curated record.
GUACAUUGGAGAUAAUGGCGGCGCCCAUACCGAAUGCCGUAUCUUUAUGAUUCUUAUUAUGCUCCAGCUGUGCUCCAGUUUUAUCGUCCUAACAAAAAUGCACGCAUCUAACGUUUUAUGCAUUUGGACUUAAAAGCAUGCCCCUGUUGUUUUUUCGUGUUUUUGAGCAGUAUCCAUGUCGGGUGACGAGAAGGCUGUGCACCUGCUCGAACAUUUUAAGCAGCCGGUGGUGUUCAAAGGGCGACUGAACCGAUGGAAAUGUGCAAAGUGGACGAUAGACGAGUGGGCUGAGCGGACCAGCGAUUUAAUUCUAAAUUUCAGGGUCGGUCCCAAAGUUAAGAACGGUGAGCCCCUUUAUGAAGGAGAUGGGGUUCACCUGAAGGCAACGAUCAAAGACUUCUUGAACUGGACACGUGGCGGGAGAGACAACCUCGACCAUGAACUGCGGGACGUCGACCCGUCGUCCCACUUUGCGUAUUCCAGCUACAAUUACAUGUCUUCCAUCUUUGGGGAUUACAAAGAAAUACUGCAGUCUGUCGACUGGAGUUGCUUUGGAUUUGCUGAGCGUCACGGGACGGACAGCACCCUGUGGCUAGGAAGUGCAGGCGCCAGCACCCCAUGUCACCAGGACACUUACGGAUGCAAUCUCGUGGCGCAGCUUAUUGGAAGAAAAAGUUGGACACUGUUUCCGCCCGAAGAAUCAGGCUGCUUGUACCAGACUCGUCUUCCAUACGAGGAGUCGAGCGUCUUCAGCAGCGUCAACCUUCAAGACAUCGACCUCUACAAAUAUCCGAGAAUGGAGCAUUGCAGGCCAUUUUUAGUGACGCUCGAGCCAGGUGACGUCCUCUUCGUCCCCAAGAUGUGGUGGCACCUCGUCUCCUGUGUGGAUACAGCACUCAGCAUCAACACCUGGAUUCCAAUGAGAUCGGACGAGAGGUCACGGCUUGAGGAAGCCAUUGUCAGGACUCUAGUGACAACACUGGUCCCGUGCUAUGAAGCAGGUGGAGGGAAUUGGAUUAACCCCAACGAAGUACUUGCUACGCCAGAAGAAAAUCUAGGAUACAUCCAAAAUGUCCUCCAAAACUUGGCAUCCAAAAAAGGAACAGGACCAUCCGAGAUAACAGCAUGUUCCAACAGUACGGACAAUUCUGCGUUGCAAGACGGAAUUCCCGUGCAAAGCUACACGUUAGAGGAGUACGCAGAUAAAGCAGGAUGCAAGAUAAGGCACUUAAGUACACCCCGUAAGAAAUCAAAGCCGUCGGAAUCGAUGUGCUUUGCAAAAAAGGUCGUGAGCUGUUUUCUCGAUCCAGAUGUCAUACGCAUUGUUGCUGACAAACUGCAGGAUAUGUAAUGUGUUCUCACGACAAAUAUAAUUUUUGUAUUACACAUACCA